Molecule: messenger RNA, 2120 nt
Organism: Lingula anatina
Lineage: Eukaryota; Metazoa; Brachiopoda; Lingulata; Lingulida; Lingulidae
Source: RefSeq, a predicted model, not a curated record
UUACACAGCUAGAAUCCUGUCUAGAGCAGACGUGCCACUGAGACGCUAUAGUCUCAGUUCAAUUUUCCCCUGCUGGGUGUACGCGGCGAAGAUGUGGUUCUUAUUGCUGACCGCGGGUAUAACGGUAUCCGCGCUGCAAAUUGGUGCCGCAAAACACGGCACACGACAAGGUAAUAUGGUCGUAAUGUUCAAUGACGGAAAGUGGAGUUAUGUCUGUAUGAAUGACGUCGUUGGCGCUGACGCACUCCCAAGAGAGCCUAGGAUACCGUGCAGAUGGAUAGAUGUCACUAGAGGCAACUACGAGACCUCCGCAUUCAACGCCGAUGACAUAGAUGAGCAUAGCUUCCAACAUGUCUUUGGACACAAAGAAGGAAAGAAUAAGCACAAACGCGACAACAAUAACCCACACCUUGCCAGGGGAUAUCCUGCAACCCAGCAACGUAAAACUCGUCACAAGUCGCCAAAAGAGCCAAAACCAAAUCCUGAUCCAAACGAAACUCAAACAGUUCCCCAGAACCCCUGUGACCCAAACCCGUGUCCCAGAGACGCCAAAGGUAAUCCGGUGUAUUGUCGUGUGAAAUCUAAAGAGGGGACGUACGAAUGUAGAUUACCAAAAGACACGUGCGCUAUAGAUGGAGAACUCUUGAAACUGAACGAGAAGAGAGUAAUUGGGUGCAAAACUUGUACGUGUCUUAAUCCGGAUAUGAAAGAGCCGUUCUGUAUUAAUACGCACUCGUGUCAGAUUUGGACCCUGGAUAUGAUUCCACCUGGGUGUCAGCUUAUCACACCUCCUGGGAAAUGUUGUCAGGAACUCGACUGUAGCGGGUCUGGGGCAGCCACUGCUGUAUCAACCGCGACAGUCCCUACGACGCCAUCUAUCGUCACGAGUACAAUGGCUACGGCGUCAUCUACCCUGGCUCCCAUUAAUCCAUGUGAUCCAAACCCGUGUCCCAGAGACGCCAAAGGCAACCCGGUAUAUUGCCGUGCUAAACCUAAAUAUGGGACGUACGAGUGUAGAAUACCAAAGGACAAGUGUGUUGUGGAUGGGGAACUCUUGGCACAAAACGAGAGCAGAGUAAUUGGAUGCAUAUCUUGUAUCUGCCGUCUGCCAAAGCCAGUCUGUAGAAGCAUUAUUUGUCAGUUAUGGACCCCGGAUAUGAUUCCACCUGGGUGUCAGCUUAUAACACUUCCUGGGAAAUGCUGUCAGGAACUUGACUGUAGCGGGUCUGGAGCAGCCAAUGCUGUGUCAACCAGGACAGUCCCUACGACGCCAUCUAUCGUCACGAGUACAAUGGCUCCUAAGAAUCCAUGUGACCCAAACCCAUGCCCCAAGGACCCUAAAGGCAACCCGGUACAAUGUCAUUUAAAACCUAAAGAGGGGACGUACGAGUGUAAAAUGCCAAAUGACACGUGUAUUGUUGAUGGGUGGCUCUUGGCAGGGGACAAAAGGAUGGUGAUUGGGUGCAAGUCUUGUGUUUGCCGUCUUCCACACAUCAAAGAGCCAGUCUGUAGUAGCAUAUGUAAGUCAUGGACCCCAGACAUGAUCCCACCUGGGUGUCAGCUUAUCACACCUCCUGGGAAAUGUUGUCGGGAACUCGACUGUAGCGGGUCUGGGGCAGCCAAUGCUGUGUCAACCAAGAUAAUCCCUACGGCGCCAUCUAUCGUCACGAGUACAAUGGCUACGGCGCCAUCUACCCUGGCUCCCAUUAAUCCAUGUGACCCAAACCCGUGUCCCAGAGACGCCAAAGGCAAACCGGUAUAUUGCCGUGCGAAACCUAAAGAUGGGACGUACGAGUGUAGAAUAGGCCUACCAAAGGACACGUGUGUUGUGGAUGGGCAACCUUUGGCACGAAACGAGAUGAGAGUAAUCGGGUGCAAGACUUGUAUUUGUUUUGAUCCGCGUGCCAAAGAGCCGUUCUGUUAUGAAACGUAUUCUUGUCCUCUGUGGACACCUGAUAAGAUACCAUCUGGCUGCCAACCUGUCAGACAACCAGGGAAAUGUUGCCAAGAACUUUAUUGUAACCAACCAACCACAACCACUUAACCAACCACAACAAAACCCACCACCACAACUACACCAACCACAUCCACAACAGAACCCACCACCGCACCCACACUAA